AUGGAACGAAACUCUAUAAACGCUCCUCCUCCAUUCAAUGGCGAUAAUUCCUCUGAUUUGAAAGGUGCUAUGAGAGCUUUUGUCUCUUCAAUUGACUCUCGAUCAUGGCAAUGUAUUCUACAUGGAUGGGAACAUCCUGUGGUUGAGAAGAAGGACAUUGAAAGUGGACCUCUAUGGGAUACUCUAGCUGAAACAUACGAAGGGGACAAAAAGGUUCAAGCUCACAAACUGCAGUUACUUGAACAUGAAUGGGAAGCUUUACAGAUGGAGGAUGACGAGACUAUUGAUCAUUUUCAUAAAAGAUUGAUAUCGGUAGCCAGCAAAUGUGCCAGUCUUAAUGAAGCUAUUCCUCAGCAUAAAAUUGUUAAGAAAUUUCUAAGGUCUUUACCUUUGAAAUUUCGAGCAAAGGAGACAGCUAUUCAAGAAACUCAAAAUCUUGACACCUAUCCCUUGGCUGAACUUGUAGGCAAUCUUAAAACCUAUGAAUUUAAGCUAAUGGAUGAUGAUAAGAGAGAAACCAAGAAGACGAAGAAUAUUGCUUUUAAAGCUUCAAAUGAAGAAGAAAAGAAUUUUAGUAAGAAAUCAAAUGGUGAUGCUGGUUCUAGCAAAUAUCCACAAAACAAAUCUUCCUCGAAUAUUAGAUGUUUUGAAUGUGGUGGAGUUGGUCAUAUUGCUACAGACUGUGGUAAUAGAAAAACAAAAGAUUAUGAAACAAAGGCUCUUAAAUCUUCUUGGAGUGAUAGUGAUAGUGAUAAUGACGAUGCCGUUAUUUCCAAAAAUGUUGCUCUUGUUUGUUCUUUUCAAAAUUCUUACAGUGACAAUUUUGAUGGAGAAGAUGGAGAAAAAGAAGACAAGUACGCAGAGUUAUACGCUGCAUCUUUGGGAAUGUUAAAGCGGAACAAAAAAAUGGAAGAAAAAGUUGAUCAAAUUACUAGAGAACACACAAAGGCUGAGAUGAUGCUCAGAUCUGCUCAAGAAGACUGGGAGCUUGAAAGGAAACAUCUAGUGAAUGACAUCAAAAGAUUGAAUGAUGAUCUUCAGAAGACAAAUGGCAAUACAAAUGAAGAUAAGCUCACGCAGACUGAAGAAAAAUUUCAGAAAUUUGAAGUCAGUUCAAAAUCCAUGAGUAAGUUACUGGAGGGUUCUAAAAGGUUCAAGGAUACCUCUGGGCUUGACUAUAGUGGUGACAAACCUUUUGCUCAUAAAAAUCAGAUUAAUUUUGUUAAAGAACAAAGAAGUUCCGUUGCCUCUUCUUCUGAUGAUGAACUUACAAAUUUUCUGAACAGGUAUGGUCAAGAAUCUGAAAAAGCUAUAUUUACUUCUGAUGAUGUACCUACUGUAGCUACUUGCCUAGUUGCAUUUACAGCUCUUGCAGAAAGAAGAUCUGAUUCAUGGUAUCUUGAUAGUGGUUGUUCAAGACACAUGACAGGUGACAAACAUUGCUUCAAAUCGUUCGAUAGUGAGUUCACCACAGGUAAAGUAACAUUUGGUGAUGGAAGAAAAGCUCGUGUUCUUAGUAAAGGUACAAUUCAUGCUACAAAUAUGCCUGAUUUAGAUAAUGUUUACUAUGUUGAAGGACUGACAGCUAAUCUAAUUAGUAUUAGUCAAUUGGCUGAUAAAAAUGGGAUGUUUGGUUCAACAGUCUCAGAUGUGUUGUUCUAG
This is a messenger RNA of Argentina anserina (silverweed cinquefoil), 1662 nucleotides long. RefSeq lists its product as uncharacterized. Gene Ontology annotation, molecular function: nucleic acid binding; zinc ion binding. NCBI's taxonomy places the organism in Eukaryota, Viridiplantae, Streptophyta, Magnoliopsida, Rosales, Rosaceae. The record is from RefSeq and is a predicted model, not a curated record. The coding region runs from base 1 to 1662 and encodes 553 amino acids. The transcript has 5 exons.